Molecule: messenger RNA, 1710 nt
Organism: Oryza brachyantha (malo sina)
Lineage: Eukaryota; Viridiplantae; Streptophyta; Magnoliopsida; Poales; Poaceae
Product: AT-hook motif nuclear-localized protein 25-like
Exons: 1
Coding region: 55-1137 (360 amino acids)
Biological process (GO): vegetative to reproductive phase transition of meristem
Cellular component (GO): nucleus
Molecular function (GO): DNA-binding transcription factor activity; minor groove of adenine-thymine-rich DNA binding
Source: RefSeq, a predicted model, not a curated record
GCAUGCAAAUUAAGGCAGCUUUACACGGGGAUAAAUCAUCGAUCUGGCUGUGUCAUGGCAGGUUGUGCCGGUGGUGGCGAAGAGGAGGCGCACCGAUCGUCCGGGAAGCUGGCGGCCGGGAAGUGGUGGGAGCGGCCAGAUGACACGGCCAUGGCCGGGAUGGACCAUGGCGGGGCCGCCGGCGGUGCCGGUAGCUCGAGAUAUUUUCACCAUCUGCUCCGCCCGCAGCAGCCGUCGCCGCUGUCGCCGACAUCCCAUGUCAAGAUGGAGCACUCCAAGAUGUCACCCGAUAAGAGCCCGGUAGGGGUGGCAGAGGCGGGAGGGAGUGGGAGCGGCGUCGGCGGUGACCAGCCGUCGUCGUCGGCCAUGGUCCCUGCCGAGGGUGGCAGCGGCAGUGGCUCCGGUGGGCCGACGCGGCGUCCGCGCGGCCGCCCUCCGGGGUCCAAGAACAAGCCGAAGCCUCCCAUAAUCGUGACGCGCGACAGCCCGAACGCGCUGCACUCGCACGUCCUCGAGGUCGCCGGCGGCGCUGACGUCGUCGACUGCGUGGCCGAGUACGCCCGCCGCCGAGGGCGCGGCGUCUGCGUGCUGAGCGGCGGGGGCGCCGUCGUCAACGUGGCGCUGCGACAGCCCGGCGCGUCGCCCCCAGGCAGCAUGGUGGCUACACUGCGGGGCCGGUUCGAGAUCCUGUCUCUCACGGGCACGGUCCUGCCGCCUCCCGCGCCACCAGGCGCGAGUGGCCUCACCGUGUUCCUCUCCGGCGGCCAGGGCCAGGUGAUCGGCGGCAGCGUGGUGGGCCCGCUGGUCGCCGCAGGGCCCGUCGUCCUGAUGGCGGCUUCAUUCGCGAACGCCGUGUACGAGCGGCUGCCGCUUGAAGGCGAGGAAGAGGAGGUGGCCGCGCCGGCCGCCGGAGGGGAAGCGCAAGAUCAUGUGGCGCAGUCAGCUGGACCCCAAGGGCAGCAGCCGGCGGCAUCACAGUCGUCCGGCGUGACCGGAGGCGACGGUACUCACGGUAGUGGCGCCGGUGGCAUGUCGCUCUACAACCUCGCCGGGAAUGUGGCGGCCUUUCAGCUCCCCGGAGACAACUUUGGAGGUUGGAGCGGCGCCGCCGCCGGCGGAGUCAGGCCACCGUUCUGACCCACGCCGGCCUUAGCAUCCAGUUCAAAAAUUCUCCCAAGAAUUGCAUAGAGCGGAAGCUCUAGCCAUCCGAUGAAGAUGUGCAUGGAAGCUAGCUACAAUGGAACAAAAUUGCAGCAUGCAUGCUGGAUUGUUGAUUGGACGACAGACCUUUGUACUGGGUGCAAUAUACGUAUGCAUCUAUCAUGCAUGCGUUGCAAAUUAAGAUUUCAAUUCAUAUUCAUGAGGAGAGUUAUCCUAUACAUAUAUUUUAACAUCUGUGGGGGCAAGAAGAAGCUAGAGGAGAGAUGCAAAGAGCUAGCUCGGAAUAAACUAAAAAGGUCAGUGAGAUCCAAUGUUUUGUGUUUAAUUCCAUCAAGUGUUUCUUCUUCCUUUUUUUACAUUCUUUUUUGUUUUGCAUUUUGUAAUAUGGUAUCCUAUUCUAGUUGUAUCUUUCGAUUGGUAGAACCAUGUUUCUGAAAAAUUCUUGUUCCCUUCUUUUCAACCUCUGAACCUGUGCAACACCAGAACUGUCUUGUAGUCACUUUCACAGGUCUGAAAUUCAAGCUCACAAUUUGGUGGUAUUGAAUAAGA